Styela clava is the source of this 1338-nucleotide messenger RNA. Its product is annotated as heparan sulfate glucosamine 3-O-sulfotransferase 1-like. Gene Ontology annotation, molecular function: [heparan sulfate]-glucosamine 3-sulfotransferase activity. The record is from RefSeq and is a predicted model, not a curated record. NCBI's taxonomy places the organism in Eukaryota, Metazoa, Chordata, Ascidiacea, Stolidobranchia, Styelidae.
UACAAUUGUUCCGUAUAUACUGUUUGUAUGUGUAAUAUGAACGGUUUUUGUUUUCAUCAAAAUGCAUGAUGAGAUUUCGAGGGACGACUAUUCUUCUGGUUGUAGUUGGAUUACUUUUGAUUUACAACUUUGUGAGAGUUCUUCUCAACAGCCCUGAGGAAAAAUGGAGUAUAAUUGACCUCUCAAAUCAAGAUGGAGAAGUAGCUGAGGUUGCCAAUAAAAAUGUUCAUUACUUCACUACAAAAGCAUCAAAACUUCAAAUAAGAAAAAUGGGAUAUAAAUAUGAAAAACGUUUACCAAAGGUCUUAGGAAUUGGAGUCAAGAAAUGCGGAACGACUGCAUUAAUGAGAUUCUUAGACUUACAUCCUGAUAUAGUUUUACCUAAUAACCCUGAACUUCAUUUCUUCGACACAAGUGAUUACAAAAAAGGUACUGAGUUUUACAGAUCAAAAAUGCCCUAUACUGCUCCACAUGAAAUUACAAUGGAGAAGUCGCCAAGAUAUUUCGUGCUGAGAGAUGUUCCACUCAAUGUAAAACGAAUGAAUCCAAAUAUGAAAUUAAUAUUAGUUGUCUGUGAUCCUAUCAAAAGAGCGUACUCGGAUUUUAAUUUUGAAUCUCAUAGAACCAUGAAGAGUCUUCUAAGAAUCCAGAAAAAUAUUCCAGCGCCGUCUAACUUUGAUGAUUUCGUGAAAGAUGUUUUAAAAUAUAUAAAAGAAAACGAAAGAGUGUUACGUCGAUAUUUCCCAUCAAUUGAAGAACAGAUCUUAAAUAGCUGGUCAACUUCGAGAUAUUACCUCACAAUACUAAAUACUGGAAUCUAUUCUGUUUAUCUGAAAAACUGGUUGAAAUACUUUCCGUUGGAACAAAUUCACAUCAUCAAUGGUGAAGAUCUUCUAACCGAUCCAGUCAAGGUUGUGCAGGAUACACAGAAAUUUUUGGGAUUGGAAAUUAAAGUUGAUGAAAGAGAUAUUGUGUUUGACAAAGCGAAGGGAUAUCAUUGUAUAAGAGUACAUAGAAAAGACAAUGCUGUGCAAUGUUUAGCGGACACAAAAGGCACAACAAGAAACAAAACAAUUUCUGGUAUGAUGAGCAAGGAAACAUUAAAUUCUUUGAAAAAGUUUUAUAACAAAUAUAACGAAGAAUUGUUUGAAAUUAUUAAUAAAAGAUUCAAUUGGACUUGAUGAAUUUUAUUUAUUUAUCUAUUUUUCUAUUUAUUAACUAUUUAUGUUUUUUCAAUAUCUACAUCUAUUCGUUCGUUAUUGACCGUGCAGUUUCGCUAUUCAAAAUAGGCUUCUGAAUGGAGUUGAUAUUCAGCUAAUAAAUUUUAAUAUUAUACAU